This is a messenger RNA of Lepisosteus oculatus (spotted gar), 3337 nucleotides long. RefSeq names its product SPG7 matrix AAA peptidase subunit, paraplegin (gene spg7). The record is from RefSeq and is a predicted model, not a curated record. Lineage: Eukaryota; Metazoa; Chordata; Actinopteri; Semionotiformes; Lepisosteidae. Gene Ontology annotation, cellular component: m-AAA complex; membrane. Gene Ontology annotation, biological process: mitochondrial protein processing. Gene Ontology annotation, molecular function: zinc ion binding; ATP-dependent peptidase activity; metalloendopeptidase activity.
GAAAUAUAACGUAGAGAGGUGAAAGUUCACAAAAGGAGAGAAUGUAGUUGAAUAACAGCGUUGCCUGUAUGUUAUGAUCUGACGUAUGCUGCGAUUUAUCAAGAAUCACAAAAGAUCUUAUGAUAUUUAUUUAACGUUCAAGAAAUAAAAAUGGCUGCAUCGCUCUUGCAGUUGAAUGUUAAAUCUUAUAGAAGCAUUACGAGUAGCUCAGUUUGGUGUAUUUCAUCCCGGUACAAAAACCCCACUUUGCGAAACAGCAGAAAACUUCAUUUGUCUUCUCAUAAUGUUAUGAGUAUCAUAAAGAAUGAAAACCCCUGUGUUAACUGUAAACUCCAGAGGAGCUCAGAGUUUCUGUCGUCUUUUUCCAAGGAACAGCUUCGGCAUCUCAACACAGGGAUUUUAAAGAAUAUCCUCCACAGACCUCUCAGUCCAAGGCUGCAAGGGUUACCCAAAAUCUUAUUUAGAAAGCAUUUAGUGAAGAACCCAGUUGGACUCUGGAAUAUUUUAGGAGCAACAAGUCAUUUCAGCACUUCCCAGUUCAGACAAGAUAAAAACAGGCAUGAUGGAGCCAAAGGGAAAAGCCCAGAGGAGGACGAAGAGGAGAAGAAGCGCCGGGAGCGCGAGGACCAGAUGUACCGGGAGCGCCUGCGCACCCUCUUCAUCAUCGCUGUCAUCAUGAGCCUGCUGAACUCCAUCAACAGCAGCGGGGGCAACAUCUCCUGGAACGACUUCGUGCACGAGAUGCUGGCCAAGGGGGAGGUGUCCAGGGUGCAGGUGGUGCCGGAGAGCGACAUCGUGGAGAUCUACUUGCACCCCGGAGCCGUCGUCUUCGGCAGGCCGAGACUGGCCCUGAUGUACCGGAUGCAGGUGGCCAACAUCGACAAGUUUGAGGAGAAGCUCCGAGCCGCAGAGGAGGAGCUCAACAUUGACGCAAAGGACAGGAUCCCUGUUUCCUACAAGCGCACAGGAUUCUUUGGAAAUGCUCUGUUCGCCCUCGGCAUGGCGGUCGUAGGGGUGGCGAUUCUUUGGUACAUUUUCCGUCUGGCAGGGAUGGCAGGAAGAGAAGGUGGAUUCAGUGCCUUUAACCAGCUGAAGAUGGCUCGCUUCACAAUUGUAGAUGGCAAGUCUGGUAAAGGCGUCAGUUUCAAAGACGUGGCAGGAAUGCAUGAGGCUAAGAUGGAGGUGAAGGAGUUUGUGGAUUAUCUCAAGAACCCAGAUCGGUACCUCCAGCUUGGGGCCAAGGUGCCGAAAGGCUCCCUCCUGCUGGGGCCGCCAGGCUGUGGCAAGACUCUGCUGGCCAAGGCCGUCGCCACGGAGGCCCAGGUGCCCUUCCUAGCCAUCGCGGGGUCGGAGUUCGUGGAGGUCAUCGGGGGACUGGGAGCUGCCCGGGUGCGAAGCUUAUUCAAAGAGGCGCGCACCCGCGCCCCCUGCAUUGUGUACAUCGACGAGAUCGACGCCGUGGGCAAGAAACGCUCCACGAAUAUGUCCGGCUUCUCCAAUACUGAGGAGGAGCAGACCCUGAACCAGCUGCUGGUGGAGAUGGAUGGAAUGGGGACCACAGACCAUGUGAUUGUUCUAGCCUCCACAAACCGAGCAGAUAUUUUAGAUAAUGCUCUCAUGAGACCAGGACGGCUCGACAGGCAUAUAUUCAUUGAUCUCCCCACAUUACAGGAGAGGAGAGAGAUUUUUGAACAGCAUCUGAAGAUCCUGAAGCUCACACAGCCAGCUAGCUUUUAUUCGCAGCGAUUAGCUGAGCUGACUCCCGGAUUCAGCGGAGCUGACAUUGCAAACAUCUGUAACGAGGCAGCCCUGCAUGCAGCACGAGAGGGCUACAAAUCCAUCGACACCUUCAGCUUCGAGUACGCAGUGGAGAGAGUCAUCGCGGGAAGUGUUAAGAAGAGCAAGAUCCUGUCUAAAGAGGAGCAGAAGGUUGUAGCUUUCCAUGAGUCAGGUCAUGCCCUGGUAGGCUGGCUGCUGGAGCACACAGAGGCUGUCAUGAAGGUGUCCAUCGCACCCCGCACCAAUGCUGCUUUAGGGUUUGCCCAGAUCUUGCCCCGUGAGCAGUUUCUCUUCACCAAGGAGCAGCUGUCUGAGAGGAUGUGCAUGGCGCUGGGUGGACGGGUGUCCGAGGCCAUCACCUUUAAUAAGGUCACCACAGGUGCCCAGGAUGACCUACGAAAGGUGACCCGGGUGGCCUACUCCAUGGUGAAGCAGUAUGGCAUGGUGCCCAGUGUGGGCCAGGUCUCCUUCCCUGAGACUGAGGAAGAGGGGGCUGUCGGCCGUAGACCCUUCAGCCAGGGUCUGCAGGAGCAGAUGGACCAUGAAGCCAAGAUGCUAGUAGCCCGUGCAUACAGGAAGACGGAGAAGCUGCUUCUUGACAACAGAGAUAAACUGAUCAUGCUCGCCAACGCACUGCUGGAGAGGGAGGUGGUGAACUACGAUGACAUUGAGGCUUUGCUCGGUCCCCCGCCCCAUGGGCCCAAGAAGAUGAUCGCCCCGCAGAGCUGGAUCGAGGCGGAGAAAGACAAGCAGGACACUGGCGAAGAGGAGCCGCGCAAGAGGAGACGGCCUGCCCGCAAGGAAGAGGAGCACAACCUGGGGCCUGUCUGAGCUCCCACCCUUCAGCACUCUCGCUUUCUGAAACCUACCUGGUGCACUCAGGCUCCUGUCGGCUCUGCACCUCUUUCACGCACUUUUGAAGCUGGUGGAAACUAGGAGUUUGAAAACCCCUUCGGAAACGGGCUGCAUCAGAUACUCCUGUUCCCGUGUGUCAACUCCUGUCCCUCUGUUGACUUUUUUGUUCACUUAUAAAGCAGUUAAUACCUUCACAAACCAUGCUGCUUUAGUCUGUGAUAUCUAGAUGCAUAAAGAGGUUCACUUUUUGGCACUUAAUUUUAUGCCCAUCGAGAUUUUGCCUCUGUGACUUGAUUGCCACCAUAUUAUUAUUCUUACCAUACAGUCUCUUAGGCUUGGAUAUCCCAGGCUUAUUUAUUAAAUGAAUUCCUCUUAGUUGAGGUUCCCUCAACUGUAUGAAUAUUAUCCAGUGUAUGGAUUGUAGAGUUGUUAAAGAUCAGUUGGAGAUACUACUGACAUGUCUUGCAAUUUAGUUAGCGGAACUCUGGAAGUCGGAUGCAGAUGUUCUCCUUUGUUUUGAAUCAACUUGAGGGACAUCUGGAAAAAAAAACCUUUAUAAUACAACCUCGGUUAUUUUAAGAAUCAAAAAGAAAAGGGUGUAAAGAUUCAUUCUAGUUGGUUUGUAUAUUCCACUGUGGCAAGGUGCAGGUGGAAGUGUUUGCUGUGUUGGAGAAUCCUCACAAUAAAGAGACUUUAAAGUCAA